GGCACGGGCCGAUGGUGGCGAUUCCGGGAGGGGUGUUCACCAUGGGCACCCAGGAGCCGGCAAUCCCGCAGGAUGGGGAGGGCCCUGCCAGGAGAGUCCACCUGAAGAGCUUCUACAUGGAUCAGUACGAGGUCAGCAACGAGCAGUUCGAGAGGUUUGUGAACUCCACUGGCCACGUCACUGAGGCAGAGAAAUUUGGAGACUCCUUUGUGUUUGAGGGAAUGCUGAGUGAAGCAGUGAAGGCUGACAUCCACCAAGCAGUUGCAGCUGCUCCCUGGUGGUUGCCUGUGAAAGGAGCCAACUGGAAGCAUCCUGAGGGUCCUGACUCCAGUAUCUCCAGCAGGAUGGAUCACCCAGUUCUCCACGUGUCCUGGAACGAUGCUGUGGCUUUCUGCAGGUGGGCAGGGAAGCGGUUACCGACGGAGGCGGAGUGGGAGUACAGCUGCCGAGGGGGCCUGGAGAACAGGCUGUUCCCAUGGGGUAACAAACUGCAGCCCAAAGGUCAGCACUACACCAACAUCUGGCAGGGGGAGUUCCCAACCAACAACACUGCAGAGGAUGGGUACAAGGGGACUGCACCUGUCACUGCCUUCCCUCCCAAUGGAUUUGGGCUGUACAACAUGGUGGGCAAUGCCUGGGAGUGGACAUCUGACUGGUGGGCUGUCCAGCACUCCUCACAGGAACUCCACAACCCUCAAGGGCCAUCCUCGGGCACGGACAGAGUGAAGAAAGGAGGAUCCUACAUGUGCCACAAGUCCUACUGCUACAGGUACCGCUGUGCCGCUCGCAGCCAGAACACCCCCGACAGCUCCGCGUCCAACCUGGGCUUCCGCUGCGCCUCCGACACCCCACCGGAGCCACAGUGACCUCCUGGCUGUUCCAUGGGCUCAGGAACGGCUGGAUUGCACCCAGGGAACCAGGGAUGAUGGCGGUGUCACCUGCUGAUGGCACAGAAUUGAAAAAUCUACCACUUAAAGUUCCUGCUGGGGCGGAAAAAAUCCAACACUAAAUGUUGCUUGGAGAAGCUUCAUGUUCAUGGGGACCUGGCCUGGACUCAAAUCCUGACCAAACUUAGCAGUUGGUUUUGGCAAGAGUGUUUUGGGUUCAACUGGAACAAAACUGUUUUCAAAGGCUACUUAAUACAGGCUGGAAAAGACCUCCAAGACCACAGAGUCCAACCUGUGAUCGAUCCCCACCUUGUCACCCAGACCAGCUCCUUUAGCAAAGAUCUUUCUUAAUUAGUUUUAUUUAUGUAGAGUUUGAGUUUCUACACUUACAUGCAAUAAAAACCAAGGACUUUUUAAAGUUCUAGGCAGCUUUAAAAGAAAUUUGAGGCAGUUCGGAAAUUCUAGGCAGCUUUAAAAGCCAAUGAAGGAGUCAAGAGUGAGGCCUGGGAGAUGACACCUCUCCCCAGGGGCAGCUCCCACAGCCCUUUGUUACAUUCCUGUGCAGUGAAAACUUGAUCAGAAAUGGGCUUUUCUGGGGAGAUUUGCUGCUCUUUAGGAAGUGCCUUCUGCAGCUGGGGGGGUGAUAAUCCUCAGGGCAAUGAUGAUUAGAAAUCUUGUACAUGUUUCAAUAAAAUGUAAAGCAUUUGUUUAUGCCAAGGACUCUUAUUGAUGGAAAAGCAGCAAUUUCCUUUGAAUGUCUUGGACACAGGAAUCUUGUUUUGGGGAGUUGGGAAUUGCAAAAUUGACCUCAUUAGAAACUGAAGCUCACAAAUGAUUCCACUUGAACAGAAGUCAUGAAAGUGAAAAGAUGGCAGAUGGAACUGUGAGCCCCAAGGCCUCACAGGGUAAAUUCUGAAACUGUUUGUUGGGGAAAGAAAAACAAAACAAAAAGACAAAAACAAACAAAAACCCAACCAAAACAAACAAACCCCCAAACAACCGAAAACAAAACAAAAAAACAACCAAACCACUGAAAAGGAGAGGAAUUUCUGCAAAGAAUUUUAGCAAGGAAUAAAGGAAAUGGGAAUAAUUGAAAGCCACCUCAUUUUGGGAUCUGAAUGUAACGGUGGAUUAACAAAAACCUUUGCACUGAUGUUGGUCCUUGCCAGCAUUGUCUUUUCUGUAGUAAAUUGGGUUUGGGUUUAACACAACCUGGGGUCAGUGCAGAUCCAUCACUUCCCUGCUCCUUCUCUGCUUG
Lepidothrix coronata (blue-crowned manakin) is the source of this 2145-nucleotide messenger RNA. It is a transcript of the gene SUMF1, whose product is annotated as sulfatase modifying factor 1. The record is from RefSeq and is a predicted model, not a curated record. The transcript has 9 exons. NCBI's taxonomy places the organism in Eukaryota, Metazoa, Chordata, Aves, Passeriformes, Pipridae. Gene Ontology annotation, cellular component: endoplasmic reticulum. Bases 12 to 866 code for a protein of 284 amino acids.